Molecule: messenger RNA, 3577 nt
Organism: Sciurus carolinensis (gray squirrel)
Lineage: Eukaryota; Metazoa; Chordata; Mammalia; Rodentia; Sciuridae
Gene: Ets2
Product: ETS proto-oncogene 2, transcription factor
Exons: 10
Coding region: 202-1614 (470 amino acids)
Biological process (GO): cell differentiation; regulation of transcription by RNA polymerase II
Cellular component (GO): nucleus
Molecular function (GO): sequence-specific DNA binding; DNA-binding transcription factor activity, RNA polymerase II-specific
Source: RefSeq, a predicted model, not a curated record
GGGCCGGGCCGCUUACUUCCUCCGCCGCGGCGCCGAGCGCGGAGCGGCCCCAGCCAGCCUGCGCCCCGCCGCCCGCCCGCCGCCCCCGGCCCGGCCCGCGCCCGCCUCGCCUCGCCUCGCCUCGCCUGCCCGGCCGGGCGCGCACCGCAGUCCACCCGGCCACUGCAGCCGCCGCCCGGCGGGCCCUGCCGCAGCAGCGCGAUGAAUGAUUUCGGAAUCAAGAAUAUGGACCAGGUGGCCCCUGUGGCUAACAGUUUUCGAGGGACACUCAAGCGCCAGCCAGCCUUCGACACCUUUGAUGGGUCCCUAUUUGCGGUUUUCCCCUCUCUAAAUGAAGAGCAAACACUCCAAGAAGUGCCCACGGGCUUGGAUUCUAUUUCUCAUGACUCUGCCAGCUGUGAGCUGCCUCUGCUGACGCCCUGCAGCAAGGCUGUGAUGAGUCAGGCCUUAACCGCCACCUUCAGCGGCUUCCAGAAGGAGCGGCGGCGUCUUGGCAUUCCAAAGAACCCCUGGCUGUGGAGCGAGCAGCAGGUGUGCCAGUGGCUCCUCUGGGCCGCCAGCGAGUUCAGCCUGGUCAACGUGAACCUGCAGAGGCUCGGCAUGAGCGGCCAGGUGCUGUGUGACCUGGGCAAGGAGCGCUUUCUGGAGCUGGCUCCUGACUUUGUGGGCGACAUUCUCUGGGAGCAUCUGGAGCAGAUGAUCAAAGAAACCCAAGAAAAGACAGAAGAUCAGUACGAAGAAAAUUCACACCUCAAUUCAGUUCCUCAUUGGAUUAACAGCAACACCUUAGGUUUUGGUGUGGAUCAGGCUCAGUUCUCAGUGCAGACACAGAAUUACCCCAAAGGCGGCCUCCUGGACAGCACGUGUCCCUCGUCUGUGGCUCCCAGCGUGCUCAGUUCCGAGCAGGACUUCCAGAUGUUCCCCAAGUCACGGCUCAACACUGUCAGUGUCAACUACUGUCCUGUGGGCCAGGACUUCCCAGGCUCCAGCUUGAAUCUGCUCACCAGCAACUCUGGGACGCCCAAGGACCACGACUCCCCCGAGAGCAGCGGUGACAGCUCCGAGAGCGCGGACUCGCUGCCACGGUGCUGGGGCAGCCAGUCCUCGCUGCUGGACGUGCAGCGGGUGCCCUCCUUCGAGAGCCUGGAGGAGGACUGCGGCCCGGCGCUGUGCCUCCGGACGCCGACCAUGUCUUUCAAGGACUACAUCCAGGAGCGGAGCGAGCCGGCCGAGCAGGGCAAACCGGUCAUACCUGCGGCCGUGCUGGCCGGCUUCACAGGAAGUGGACCCAUCCAGCUGUGGCAGUUUCUCCUGGAAUUGCUUUCAGACAAGUCUUGCCAGUCAUUCAUUAGCUGGACAGGGGACGGAUGGGAGUUUAAGCUUGCUGACCCGGAUGAGGUGGCCCGCCGGUGGGGGAAGAGGAAAAACAAGCCCAAGAUGAACUACGAGAAACUGAGCCGAGGUUUGCGCUACUAUUACGACAAGAACAUCAUCCACAAGACGUCGGGCAAGCGCUACGUGUACCGCUUCGUGUGUGACCUCCAGAACUUGCUGGGGUUCACACCCGAGGAAUUGCACGCCAUCCUGGGCGUCCAGCCGGACACAGAGGACUGAGGUCUCUGGGACCACCCUGAGCCGGCCCGGGCCCGGGACUGUGAGCCGGAAGCCCAGCCUGACCAGCUGCUCCCUGGACCUGGGAGAGGCAAGAUGGAACCUGUUCCUGUCCAGGAAGGUCGCGGAGAAGAAGUGGCCUUAUUUGAUCCCAGAUCCUGCCUCUUUAGCAAGGUGUCCCCUGGUGGCAGAGCGGCCUGCAGCUGGGCAGCGACUUUAAUGGACGUGGUGGAGAUGGUGGCCGGGGGCCACCCUGACUGCGCGUGGCCGUGCGGCGGGGACUCUGUCUGUCCAGGAUCUCCGGGGAGAAGGCAGGUGGGAAGGCAGACAUGGAAAUGACUUGUUGGCCUGUUGCAACCAGGAGCAGCUAAAGGGAAAGCCCUCUGUCCGCGGGCGGGAGGGAGGGGAGCAGUGACCCUGCCAUUUCAGAAGACAGUAUGUGUAUGUUAUUGUAAUCUUAUCAUUGUUAUCGAAAUCUCUGACAGCUCUAUUUAACAGAAAUUGUAUAUUGUAAUUUAAAAUAAUUAUAUAACUGUAUUUGAGAUAAGAAUGCAGACAUCCAAUAUUUUAUUCCAUUUUGUUUUCAGUAGCACACGCAUCUGGCAUUUUACAAAGGUCUUCUCUGCCCACGCAGCAGACUGAGGAGUUGUGUGUGUUAUUUUCAUCUAAUAUACCUACAGGAACAAGGUCUAAGGGGUCGUCCCUGGGUUUUGUUUUUUUGUUCGUUUGGUUUUGGUUUUGCCAUGAUGACUAUCUGGCAAGGACUUUGUAUACCUGGAUUUUUAUAAGAAACUUAACGUUAUUAUCUGGGGUACAUCUGACCUCUCUGCUUUCUCCUUUCAUUGUAAAGUAAAAGCUAUAAAGCAGUAUUUUUCUUGACAAAUGGUAUAUGUUUUCCACUUCUAUGCAUGCCUUACAGCCGUUUAUAUACAAAUGUACUUUAUUUUUUGGUGUAACCGUGUUUUCCCGACAGCUCGCCUCUCCUGGCCAAACUUCCUUCCUGUGCCCCGAGUUAUUCUGUGUGAUUAAAAUAAGAAUACUAUUUUUGGAAAUAUGCGACUCCUUUUCAGAGAUCAGGAGGGAUUUAUGUAGCAGCUAUUUUUACUGCAAAAGUAAUUCACUGGAAAAAAAUGUAAUUUGUACGAAAGCUUUAUUUUUAUCUCAGCUCCUUGUAACAGACUGUGCGGAGCUGAAGGGGCGGGGUGGGCUGGGAGGGGCUUCUGUAAACUUUGAAUGCAGUGAAGCAUGCGCCAUCGAUCGGUCACCUGCCGUACCUUGGACCAUCUGGAUAGUAUGCUUUCCUUUCUGCUCAGUGUCCUCAGCAAGAUUGUUUCUUCAUUCUUUAUUAUUUUCUUGGGCAUGGAAUACCCAGAAGCAGACAGAAAAGAAUGCGCUGGAAUGGAUCAUCGGAGGAAAAUGUUUUGACCCCGUCUCAGACCUCAGGUCUGCCGUAUAGUCCUGGCCUUUUUGAGUGAACCAGCUAAAUUGACUUCAGAGUCAGAAAGACUUUCCUAGCAGUGGCCUUGGACCAGUGGGUGACAUCCCUGAAGCAUCAGCAUAUGAUGAAAUCAUGGGACAGGCACAGAGUGAGAUGGGGCCGGAAAAGCCAGCCCUGUGACAAACGCUCAGAAGAGACGGUUUUCAGGAUGCUUACGCAUGGGAUGUUUUUAAGUGGAACCUAUUUGUCACUGGGACACCUGUUUAUAAUAUAAACAGACGUGACUAGAAACAUCUUGCUGCGAAAGAAAUCCUAGCCAUCGGCUCGAUUUAAAUGAGGUUGAGCUACGUGAAAUGGCCAGUCUCAGACUGGUGUUUAUCAGCAGAGCCGGGUAGUUUCAUGUGGGUCAGCCAAAGGGUUACGGAAAUGAGCAGCCUUUGGCAUGGUAAUGAAUGAACUUUAAGUAUAAAAGUUUUGCAAUUUGGCUUUUUCUUUCUCAAGUAAUAAAGUAUUUGGUUUAUGUCAAGG